GGUAACUCUAGAUCUAUUUGUGUGAGGUGUGUUGCUGGUUGGAGUAUAUGGGGUGGUGGGUGUAGUUCAUACAGGAUUCUAUUUCGCUGUCGGAUACCUAACUGGAUUCUGGUUGUCCAAGCUCCGGACAUAAUGAAUUCCAACUACCAAAGAUGUUUGUUUAUAUGUCUGUCAAUGACAACUCUCGCUGCUGUAGCUUUCUAUUGGACAGUUAAUCCAGAUGUGGGUGUGUUCCAAAUCACAACUUUCAAUUCAACAAAAGUUAACACGUCCAUAAGAGAAACAUUCAUCCUCGAGGUCUCUCAAAAGCAUCCCCUCGUACUUCGUAGACGAAAUGUGGUCAUCACUUCAGCAGAUUCUCCUCAUGCAACUAAACGCAUUGUGUGGAUGAACGUCCCACCCUGGUACAAGACAGUUACAUCUUUCGCCCACUGUUACGUUCGUUCGUGUGAAAUAAGUACAGACGAGGCACAUAUUUCAUCAGCUGAUGCUGUGGUUGUCAAUGGUGUUAAUUUGCCAUCAUCAAAACACCCAAACACGGACAUGAACCAGGUGUGGAUUAUGUAUGGAUGGGAAGCACCUCCCCACUAUUCAACUAACACGAUUUUCCGUCCUGACUGGAAUGGACGUUUUAACUGGACAUUGACAUACCGACUGGAUUCGGAUAUACCAUUUCCUUACAAUAGGAUAGUGUACACUGGAGGCAGUGUGAAUAUAAGUGAUGUUGUGAGACGGAAAAGCCGAUCUAUUGCUUGGUUUGUAAGCAACUGUCGUACACCCUCAAAGAGGGAAGUGUAUGUUCGAGAACUGCGGAAACAUAUUGAUGUCGACAUUUAUGGCGCCUGCAGAAAUACCAAGAGUUAUGACUGUCCAAAAGGAAGGUCCUUCGAGUGUCUUGGUCUGUUAAACACCACGUAUAGAUUUUAUCUUUCGUUUGAAAAUUCCCUAUGUAAAGACUACAUCACAGAGAAGUUCUACAACACGUUCAUGACUUCAGCUAUUCCCAUCGUUCGUGGAGGCGCUGACUAUGCACGUCUUCUGCCAGAAGGAACCUUCAUCAACACAGCAUCAUUUGACAGUCCAAAGAGUUUGGCGAACUAUAUCCGAUAUUUGGAGAGGAAUGAGACAGCUAUGGGGGCAAUUUUAGAAAAGAAGCACAAGUAUGAAUACAUUAAUUCAAGAACAAAUUUUGAUUGGAGGUGUCAGCUGUGUGCCAAGUUACAUGGAAAUUUUACGAGAAAAUCUCACACAGAUAUGAAACAAUGGCUUAAGGACGGAAAGUGCAUAGAACAGCCAAAAGAUCUGCCGUAGUGCUUGGGAAUGUAAAAACGUGUCAUAAUCAUUGAAGAUCAAUACAAGAUUUGCACACGAGGCAGUUGUAAUCCCUAGUUGAUUCUUGUAUUACACUUGUUAAAGAACUAACUCUAUGUUUGCUCUCUGUGUGUGCUCUUCAAUACACGUGUUCAAGAUCCAGAUGUUGCAUGUGUCAACAAAGGUGUUUGUGCUGAUUGUGAUGCUGAUGGUCACGCUGGAGGCUUGUGUUGAUACAAAUGCCAAUAUAAAUAUUGAUGUUUAUGACUGUACGAACCGAACACUUUAAUUCUAAUGUUUCAAAUGAUUAAAAAUGUAUGUUAAUAAUAAUAUAAAACACUUUGGUGCAUUCUUUACAUGUCUUGUGAGCAGAGGCGUCCAUAUUGGGACAGCAAAUUCUCUGGAUACAGACUCGUUCCUUCAUGCUUCAAUGUCCAUAGCCCGAAAAGACCUGUCAAAGAAAUAUGGUGUGACAAUGGUACUAACUUUAUCAGUGCAGCUAAAGAACUGCAACAAGCAGGAGCAGAAAAGAGCCAGGAACGUAAUCAGUCUUUACCUUCUGAAAGGUAAUAUUGACUGGAAAUUCAACCCUAGAUCAGCAAGCCAUAUCGUUGGCGUUUGGGAACGUCUGACCAGGUUCGUUUUCCUCUUCUCAGCGAGUUUGGUGAACGUUUGAAUGAUGAGUCGUAUCGAACAAUAUUGUACGAAGUUGAAGCCAUUGCAAACUCCCGACACUUCACAACUGUAUCUGACAGUACUGACGAUCUCAAUCCUUAAACGCCUAAUCAUCUACUGAUGAUGAAGUCAAAUGUGUCUAUAUUACCUCCAGGCAAUCCCAAUACCUGACAUUUUAGGAUCACGAAGCCCUGGCCACAAUGUCUGACCUUAAUGAUUGUGUGUCAACUUGUCCAAACAGCGUUGUUCACGUUGGUAAACGUUGAUAUUGCU
Haliotis rufescens (red abalone) is the source of this 2259-nucleotide messenger RNA. RefSeq names its product glycoprotein 3-alpha-L-fucosyltransferase A-like. Gene Ontology annotation, cellular component: membrane. The record is from RefSeq and is a predicted model, not a curated record. NCBI's taxonomy places the organism in Eukaryota, Metazoa, Mollusca, Gastropoda, Lepetellida, Haliotidae. Gene Ontology annotation, molecular function: alpha-(1->3)-fucosyltransferase activity. Bases 133 to 1311 code for a protein of 392 amino acids. The transcript has 2 exons.